GUUGUGUGGAGAAGAAUAGUUUACCGUGAAAGGCAGAGCAAUUGGGAGGGGAAAGUGCAUUGAAGCUUAGCUUAAGCUUACGGCGGGAGAAAUAAAAGAAAGGAAGCAAAAAAGCUAAGCAAAACCACCGAAAAGCAACAUCGCCACCUAUAUGUCGCUGUCUCACAACAAGUCUAAGUGUGUCUCUGAGAGAGAGAGACAUCUUUAUCAUCAUUUUUAAACACACCAACAACACAUGUUGCACCACCAACCAUUCUCUCUCUCUCUCUCUCUGUGUUUUCUUGUUUUUAUUGUGUCUCUCAAUGAGAGAUUGUAAUGGAAAAGGAUCAUCAAAGUCUGUCCAAGGAACAUAGUGACUCUUCAGUGUGUUGUUGGCUUAUAGGAGUAGUACUUAUUCAUCAUCUAACUCCUUCAAUUCUCUUCUCCAAUGAUUAACUCCUUCUUCAAUUCUCUUCUCCAAUGAUUUUGAUCUUCAGUGCAGAGGAGAAGAAUAGAAGAAGAUCUUGAUUAGGGUUGUGGAGCCCAUUUAUUGUCUGUGAUCCAUUCAUGCACUGUGGAACAUUGAUUUUUUGAAGAGUAGAUGCCUAGAUGGAGACUGGUGAAAACAACAGUACUAGUAGUAGUAACCAAAGUUGUGCAGUGAUGAAGGAUUCUAAAUGGUACACUCAAUUCAGAAAUGUAUCCAAUCCUUGGAUGGCAAGAUAUGUGUAUGGCUUGAUUUUCCUAGUGGCCAAUCUGUUGGCAUGGGCUGCCCGUGACGAACUUUCUAGUCUUAGUGCUUUAACAGAAAUGAAGGGGUUAAAGGGAUGCAAGGUUGGAAAAAACUGUUUGGGUGCAGAUGGUGUUCUGCGUGUGAGCAUGGGUUGCUUUUUAUUUUAUAUGAUAAUGUUUUGGUCGACUGCUGGCACUUCUAAAUUGAAGGAAGGCAGAGAUGAAUGGCACUCUGGAUGGUGGUUAGUGAAGAUUGUUGUCUUGGUCCUUGUGACAAUAUUCCCAUUUUUACUUCCUUCUGAGUUGAUUGAUCUCUAUGGACAGAUUGCACAUUUUGGUGCUGGGGUUUUCCUCCUAAUUCAACUAAUAAGCAUAAUCAGCUUCAUUAACUGGUUGACUGAUUGUUUUGGCUCUGAAAAAUAUGCAGAAAGAUGCCAAAUCCAGGUGAUGUUAUUUGCAACUAUUUCAUAUUUUAUCUGCUUGGUGGGGAUCAUUUUGAUGUACAUUUGGUAUGCGCCACAACCAUCUUGCCUCCUCAACAUUUUCUUCAUCACUUGGACCCUAGUGCUUCUCCAACUCAUGACAAGCGUAUCUCUUCACCCAAAAGUGAAUGCUGGCAUUUUAAGUCCAGGGUUGAUGGGGCUCUAUGUUGUCUUCCUUUGCUGGUGUGCAAUUAGAAGUGAACCUGAGGGAGCUGAAUGCAUCAGGAAGUCAGAAUCUGCAAACAAAACAGACUGGCAAAGCAUCAUUAGCUUUGUUGUUGCAAUACUAGCACUUGUUGUUGCAACAUUUUCUACCGGCAUAGAUUCCAAAUGCUUUCAGUUCAGGAAGAGUGAUCCACCAGCAGAAGAUGAUGUUCCAUAUGGUUAUGGUUUCUUCCACUUCGUUUUUGCCACAGGAGCAAUGUACUUUGCAAUGCUAUUGAUCGGAUGGAAUAGUCAUCAUUCUAUGAGAAAAUGGACAAUUGAUGUGGGAUGGACCAGUGCAUGGGUCAGAAUAGUAAAUGAAUGGUUGGCAGUUUGUGUCUACUUAUGGAUGCUGGUAGCUCCAAUCAUAUGGAAGAGUAGACAUGCUGAUUCUACAUGAGAACUUCCCUGUUAUCUCUAUUCUGGUUUGAAAUUGUGAGGAUUAAGAUCUUAAAAUGCCACAUAUAUUUGCUGCACAUGUAGUGGACUCCUCCAGAUACUGCUCUUAGGAAAAAGGAAUCAACACCCUGCAAAUUUGAUGUCAGAAGCAAUGGUUCUGCCAAAAAUGCACAUAAGCUGUUGGGUUUGUUACUUGAAGCUACACAGUACCUGUUCAUUUAUCCCUGAUCACUGAAGGAGUAUAAAGUAACUUAACAACCAUUUAGAGGAUGCUCAUCAGAAAGUUCAUUCAUGAUUUGUCAAUUUAUCAGAGUAAUUUUGUUGUGAGUGAAUCAUCAUAUGUUCAACAUAAGGUAAGCAGUGUAUUACCAUUUGUCAGUGACAAAUAAUAUAGAAGUCACAAUCAAUGAAACACCGAGUCUGAGUUCAUUGUUUUUUCUAAUAUAUUUAUUUGUACCAUGUUC
Molecule: messenger RNA, 2260 nt
Organism: Glycine soja
Lineage: Eukaryota; Viridiplantae; Streptophyta; Magnoliopsida; Fabales; Fabaceae
Product: probable serine incorporator
Exons: 13
Coding region: 589-1797 (402 amino acids)
Cellular component (GO): membrane
Source: RefSeq, a predicted model, not a curated record